Molecule: messenger RNA, 3784 nt
Organism: Anneissia japonica
Lineage: Eukaryota; Metazoa; Echinodermata; Crinoidea; Comatulida; Comatulidae
Product: folliculin-interacting protein 1-like
Exons: 15
Coding region: 136-3546 (1136 amino acids)
Cellular component (GO): cytoplasm
Molecular function (GO): protein-folding chaperone binding; ATPase inhibitor activity
Source: RefSeq, a predicted model, not a curated record
CGAGGAGAGAGAGAUGGAGAGCUGAGAGAGCGGCGGUCGUGUGACGUGAUGACAAAAACCCCUUCGGUAUGUGAAUCAUGUGAUGUGAGAUAUACUGUAAUGGUUGUCAAUAUGUAGUAAGCACGUUACUGUAUCAUGGCUAAAGUACUACAUCGUAUGUUCCACAGAGAUAGAAAAAGUGGUUUUAAUGCAGAAUCUCCAGAAAGCUUGACCUCAUACAAAUGUUGGAAACCACCUGAAUUUGACCCAAAACAGAUUCGACUUCUGGUUUACCAAGAGACAGACAUCAAGGGGAAAAAAUUAUUGUUUGAUUCAAAAGCCAUAAAAAAAGUAGAAGAAUGUUGCAAGGGAAGGAAGUAUGAAUGUAGUUCAAUUCGCUCAAAAUUUUACGCUCCUACUCCAAAUGGAAAAUGCAGCACAGGAUUGCCUCGGAAUUCAAGCAAUCCGUGCCUAGACAAUGGAGAGAAUGGCAAAUACCAGUUUGUAAAGCCCGGGUCAGAUGCGAAGAUGCUAGGUGAGAUGAUGUUUGGUUCGGUGGCAAUAAAUUACCGUGGCUCCACUCUAAAAGUGCAUACUCUCAGGUACCUUCCACAGCUGAUGUUAACGAGAAUAUUCAUACUGAAACCAGUGAAGGAUUCACAAUUAGAUCACGACAGUAUUGAAAGAGAUAAUGUUAGUUUAAAUUCAUCACUUCAGGAUAUCAGCACCACACUAAAAAAUAUUGAUGUCUCCACCAAACACCAAAGCUUAGAAGCCCAGAGCCUUCCGAUUUUUAUACCAAACUCGCCUUCCAGCACUAAAGAUGCUGAGAGCGGUAUUGCAGGAAUGUCAGGGUCAUCAAGUAGCUUUUAUACCCCUUUCCCCUCACCAUGUAGCAGUGUGUCCAGUACUUCGUCUAAUAGUUUCUCAAGGAGAUUGAUGCGCAGCCAGACAAUGAGGAUGGACAUUAACCUUGGACGGCGGCGGUCAUCAAUGGACAAUCCAAGUUCAUCACAGGAUGAACCUGUUGCAAGAAGAAGAAAUCCCAAGAUUGGAUUGGCUGUUGUGAUUGGUCUUGGCAAGGAUGGCAGAGAUGACGAGCAAGCCAACAAGUUUGAGCGUUUCUUCUUCUCGCAUUUUUCACUUUUUGAAUCACACUUUCAAAAGUUGAAGCAAACGGUUGAGAAGGCAUUGACUCUACAAAGAAAAACUUACUUAACACCUUUAGUAGAAGGUCUGGAAGACUUUCGAAAUGCCAUUUUUAAUUUGUACACGGCUCCUCGUAUUCAAAAACCUAUCUGGUUGGAUCUGAUGAGCUAUCCGAGCCAAAGAGGUCAUUUGUGCCACCACUUCCUAAAGGAAUUAAUGACGGAAUUAGAGCAGCAUAAUACGGCAAACACAUCCUUUUUUGUGAGUUGUCUUUUGACUGCUGUUCUUACUCACCACCUUGCUUGGGUACCGACGGUGAUGCCAGCUGGAGUGACGCCAAACAGAGCUUACCUUGACAAGCAUUCCUCUACUUUCCUCGACACCCUUGCAAAGUCUCACCCUUAUAAUCCUCUCUGGGCUCAGCUUGGAGAUUUAUAUGGUUCUAUCGGCUAUCCCGUCAACAUCGCAAAGACUGUGGUAGUGGGCAAGAAGUCAGAAGUGGUCUGUCGCCUCCUGUUUAUUCUUAGUUAUUUUAUUAGAUGCAGUGAGGUUUACGAGAAGCAUGAGGUCAGAGAAGAGAUUCCAAUGGAAUAUAAGCCAAUCAUUAGUUUUGAUGAUGUUGCAGAAUUUGUCACAAUGCCUUCAGAACAAGAAGUGGAAUGGUCAAACGGUAGGUCAACCAGUGAUGAAACACCAAUCAGAAAUGGAGCAUUGAACGCUGUUGCAACCGGAAAUGAGAGCAAUGCAAGCAGCAGAGCCGAAGGUUCAGGAUAUCAAUCAAGUGCGGAGUCAAAUGAUCUAGAAACAGACUUUCAUGAUUCUAGUAUUCUCUUGGGAAGGUCAAAUUUCUGCUCACUGAAAGCAAAGAAACAAGAUUCAGGAAUUGCGUCCUCUAUGGAGCACAGUUUGGAUUGCUUUGAUCAUCCGACAAGUGCCUUUGAAGUGCAAUGGGAACAGAAUAAUUCCAACGCAAAGCUAAAACGCGUAGCGCAAGAACGUAGGUUUAUAUUAGGAGCAACGGAUGAAUCAAGUAGCAGUGACUGUUCAAAACAGCCAUCACCAAUCGUUAAUCGUAAACUAACUGAUUCUCUUACUGAAACAUUAGUGGCCGUACAAAGUGCAGAUACCACUGGCGAUAGCUUAGACCCUGUGUGUAAUAAUCUGGUUCGUACAAAUGACGACAUUCCUUUGCAGGCCAAAUGUGAGAGGGUUGUUGCUGUUGGUCGUAUUCCUCCAAGAACUGAAACCAGUGUUUAUAAAAAAUAUUUAAACCCUAUUGAAUCUCUAAAAACUGGCUACGUGCCGCCACCAAAUAGCCUAUCAAAAUCAACGAUACCUCAAGUCUCUUGCGAGAAACUCUAUCCUGAUCUCUCAAAUGCUGUAAAUAGCGGAAAUGUAAUCGAAGUUGAUAUCCCAAUGGUUGACCAUUCUAAUAUGCUGUCACAACAAGAUGCCGGUAGCUGUGUAACUGAUAGUAUUAAACACAUUGAAGGUGUGGCUUGUGUAAAUGAUGCCACACUGGACAGAGAAACAAAUGAGAAUGCCUCUGGGAAUUCAACGCCAACACUUGAAAAAUUUAAGGAUGUAAAUAGUUUACUCACAGCAGAAACACCAACAACUCCUAAGGUACAUUUGCAUAGAAGUUAUAGUGAGAAUUGUGGAUUUGACCCGCGAUUAGUCAAGCGUGGAAUAUCUGAAAUGUCCAAUAGUUCAGUUUUAUCCAAGCAAUCCACACUAUCACAUGGAAGCUAUGAUAAUGACAUCUUAGAUCCAGAGGAACUUCCUUUCUGUCCUUCUGUGUGUAUAGAUGACCAAAUUGCUCCUCAAUGCAGUCAUUUAGAGAAUUUUGGGCGUUCCCUUCUUGGAGGUUACUCGCCAAACUAUAUGCCAGAUUUUGCCCUGCAAGGUGUUUUGGACCUAGACAAGGAAAAGGUGAAAAAUGAUGUGAAACUGAACACUCAGACCUCUGUAUUGGAUGAGCCAAUAGCAGGCAGUGUGUGCAUCGUAGCCGAUACUGAUAAAUGGUCAGUGGAGUUAUAUUCAAGUGAUAUUGCAGUGGAGAACAGACCGCCGUCCAUUGUACCACGCUCCAAGCUAGUUUCCAAUCUUUUGCAAUCUAUACAAGAACUGUGGCAGAUGAAGCUAGCACCUGAUUUUUGUUUGAUGCAUCUAGAGGAUCGACUACAAGAGAUCUACUUCAAAAGUACUUUGUUAACAGACUACCUGAAAACAUGCGAGGCUAGCAUUGAGGAGUUGCAGACUAGGCUCGCUAUUGACCAAAGUGACAUUCUUUUGCUAUUAUCAGUUUCUGGAGUUCACUCCUCACACGUUAUAUACGAACGCCUCUACAAGUCAUUGAGCUUCACUAAUCAGCAACAGGUUGUGGAUACACCAUCAACGGACACAUCCACAAGUUAGUCUAAAAUACCAUGGACCGGCUUUACAUUGAUGAAAAGAAAAACAAAACAUACCUCGUUUCCAACUGUUACAGAAUAUAAAACAGAACACAAGAAUAGUGAAGGACAGUAAAGAUUACAGCCUUUUUAUUGGAAUAACAAUGAUCUAUAAAUGAUGCAUAAAUCAUUCUUAUCAGAGAAGAUAUAUGGACAGAAAGUGAUUAGAAAAUGGUAUGGAUUAAAUCGAAGAAAAUGCUAGU